UCGAAAUACUCUUGUACGCAAAUUAUUUUUAUAUUCAGCAAAAAUAUAUUAUUUGAAUUGUAAUUAUAUAAUAACGCAUUCGGAUUAUUGUAGAUCUUAUUCGAGUUCUAAGUGAAAGUGAAAAUCUAUGGGUCUCAAAAAGGUCUCUUGAUAAUUAACCGACUGAGCCAAAAAAAUGGACGAGAACGAGGAAUUUAUUCUCAAGAUCGACUGCCUUUUGGAGAUAAUAAAAUAUGUGAUUGCUGAUUGCGAGGCGGAGCGCAGUUAUUGCGAACUGUUAAAAUAUAAUGAUUUAAUCAACUUUGUGCUGGCCCAUGAAUUUUUCCUGGAACUGCUUAAGACUCAUCACAAACAUCUGUAUGCGGAUCUUGAAAUGCCUCUGGUAUGCAGAAUUACAAAGAUACUAAUCGAUCGACGAGUCAAUAAGUCAUCAAACGGGAAUGAAUAUUUCUGGAAAUCCCUUCUGCAAUCUAUCAACCAAAAAAGCCCUUUCUAUGUUAGAUUAUCUUUCGAUGAUGUUAGCAUAUACGCUCGAAUAACUAGCAUUUUAGAUAAGCACCUCUCAUACGAUUAUACAGAAAAGAAAAAUGUAAAUAUUUCAUCAGAAAUGUUAAUUGACAUCUGCCAAUGGAACCAAAAUUUGAGAUCCUUGUCCUUUGAGGACACUGAAAUCCAAGGAAGUCCUUCUGAUUUUGCUCCCCAUUGCGGAAAUCUUGAGGAGCUAAGAAUUAAGUUGAAUCCGGAAAACGGCGUUGCCCAAUAUGCAUCGUUUGCCAAGUUACCCCAUUUUAAAUCAUUUAUUAUAACUGGAGUUGAAAGUGGAUCUCAACUACUAUUCUUUAAUGAUUUAAAGAAGUGGCCUAAAAGUCUUACACCUUUAACACUGACCAUCGAAUAUAUUAUGACCGAAAAAAGAACGUCAAUUACAUUUGCGACUUUAAAAUCUUUAAAAUCUUUAAAAACAAAAAGUAUCGACUUUUUUAAGUACGGUAAACACUGUGUGUUAUUUAAAGCUGAGUACGAUUUAUGUAAAAUAUCGGAAGAAAAUUUUUCAAUUGAAGAAUCUCUCGCAAACAAUAUUUUCGAUAGGAAUGUCUUCAUUAAGUUUGACAGGAAUAAGGGAGAACUUCAACUAAAGAUAGAUCAAAAUUCGUACAUUGGCCAAAUGGGUUCCUUAUCAAAACUUCCCAAUCUAAGUUGCUUGAUCAUAAAUAAUGCAUGUGAACGAAAUCCCAGUACACUUGCACAAUUUCUCAGAUCAAUGGUUCCAAAUGGGUCAUUUGCUUUAAAAUACUGCAUAAUAACUAAGGGGUCUGUAAACCAAUUAGUGUGCCUAGAACUUGCAAAAAUAAACUCUAUUCGGUUACUGGCGUGCGAGUUCUCCGAAUUGGACUUGGUCAAGUUUUUGAAACCAUUAACUAACUUGCAGUACCUGGUAAUCGAUGCUCAAAAGUCCACUAAUUUCAAUACUUCAGACGUAGUUUCUAGUAUGCUAAAUGCAUGUCAGGUACAUGCUACUUUAAAUUGCCACGAUUUUAAAAUCAUCUUAAACAAGAUUAAGAAAACUAUGGUAGUUCUUAUGUACACGGAGUGUAAGGCUGACAUUCUAACACUUCUUGCUCUUCUUAAGGACGUUAACACCCUCGAAAUCUCAGGGUGGCCAACUGGAUCACUUAAUCCACUUUUCGAUGUAAUUGCCACCAGCAAUUUAAGUGCCAUCGAAGAAUUAAAUAUAAGAUAUUUGCAUGACAAAAGUUUUGAAGAUGUCUCAAAAGUGUCAGAAAUGCAAAACAUUAAGAAAUUGUCAUGCUCCUUUACAAAUUUUGCUGGAAUUGAGAGUUUGGCCGACUUGAAUAAUCUUGAGGAUUUGACUAUAUCAGGAGAAGGAAACCUAGCCCCACUUUUCAAGAAACUCGCUGACAGGAAUAGAGUACAGCGUAUUCACCUUUUGAAAAAAAUCGUUCCCGAAGAGGUUAAAACGCUUUCCCAAAUAAGGUCAAUGAAAAAACUACACUGCCGAUUUACUGAAUUGGAAGAUUUACAGUCCUUGUCUGAGCUAGCCAACUCGAGUGUUGAAGAUUUGAUUGUAAACUUAUCAAGUCCAAGCAAUUCCCUACAAAAAUUAUUUGCAGCAUUUUCUUCAAGUACCACCACUAGGCUGCAGUGCCUAGAAAUUUUUUACAAAACGGAUGACACUGCCUCUUGUAAAACUCUUGACACAACAGAAAUGUCUGAAAUUUCUAAAAUAAAAGGUCUAAAAAAAUUAAGUGCAGGAUUCAUUAAUGCAGAAUGCACGCAGAUGUUAGUCCGAUUACCAAAUCUGGAGCACUUAGUAAUUAAACACGUUUGGCAAUAUGAAAUAAGCCCAUUGGAACAUCUUUUGUGGGAUUCGGUUCACAAGUCACCGAGUACUCUUAGAAAAUUAGACUUAAAAUUCUGGAUUGGAUUCAAUGAAUGUAACUCCGUGUCUCAACUUGAAACUUUGGAGUCUUUAAGUUGCAAAUUGAACGAAGAACCGGGGAUAGAAAUUUUGGCGAACAUAAAAAAACUAAAAGAGUUAAUCAUCUAUAAGGCAGAGGGCUCUCUCAGUAAACUUUUUCGGGCUUUUGCAUUGAAAAGUGAGUCAACUUUACAAGAACUUCAUACACCAAUUAUAUGUUCAGAUGAGAUACGUGAAAUAUCGCAUAUUGAAUCGCUUUUGAAGCUAAAUAUUUAUAAUAAAAGAGGAAUUAACUUCUGGCUAAAUCCUCCAAAUGGCCAUAAUUCACUAAACAUAGAUAGCAAUAUCUUAUUGCCGAUUUUUCAAUCUUGUCAAAAACUCGAUUGCGUCACAUUCGAUUUUGAAUCCGGCGUGGCAAUGGCUUCCAACUUUGUAAGCGAAGUAAACACAAUUUUGAAAUCCAUAAGGAAUUCUUCACUUCAAAAACCGCUGAAACUGGCUUUACUUGGAAAAUCCACAUCUUCAAAAUUCCACUUAGAAGACAUAGAUGAAGCAUUCUUGACUGUCUCCUAUUCAACAAGUGAUCUAUAUAAUGCUGUAGGACUUUCAUAUGAUUCAUCCGAAUCAUAUUCCAACGACUCAGACAUCGCCAACCCAGAUGAAUAUGAAUUAAACAAUUUCAAUCUUUUUUCUGGCUGAGCAGAAAUAUAUAUUAUAAAUAUAAAUAUGACUGACUUUAAUAUAAAAAUGUAUUAAGUCUUUGAUUUAGCUUCCUCACUUUAAUUGAACUAUUGAAUGGCUAGCCGCAAAACCAGUUCCGUUU
Molecule: messenger RNA, 3263 nt
Organism: Drosophila rhopaloa
Lineage: Eukaryota; Metazoa; Arthropoda; Insecta; Diptera; Drosophilidae
Exons: 3
Coding region: 176-3139 (987 amino acids)
Source: RefSeq, a predicted model, not a curated record